This is a messenger RNA of Cuculus canorus (common cuckoo), 6979 nucleotides long. It is a transcript of the gene PROX2, whose product is annotated as prospero homeobox 2. The coding region runs from base 3800 to 5818 and encodes 672 amino acids. Gene Ontology annotation, cellular component: nucleus. The transcript is spliced from 4 exons. The record is from RefSeq and is a predicted model, not a curated record. Gene Ontology annotation, molecular function: RNA polymerase II cis-regulatory region sequence-specific DNA binding; DNA-binding transcription factor activity, RNA polymerase II-specific. Gene Ontology annotation, biological process: regulation of transcription by RNA polymerase II. NCBI's taxonomy places the organism in Eukaryota, Metazoa, Chordata, Aves, Cuculiformes, Cuculidae.
GGUGCUGUUUCGUGGUGCUCUUCAUUGAAUCCAACUGGGAUUGCUGCGGGGCAGCUGUACUGGUGGCCUUCCUGCUCGCCUUGACAAAUUGUGGGGUUUGAGCUCCUAUAGGAUGAUAUUGCCCCAGGCGCUAGUGGGAUGUUGCGUGGUUAGGAAUUGGCAAGGUGAUCUCACCUUGGCCAACAGGCAAAUGAGCCCACAGGUAAGCCUCAUUCCUCAGGUGUGGUCUGUAUGUCAAAAACGUUCGAGAAUUCCCCCAGCUGGCUUCUGUUUUCUGCCUGCUUCCAGGUAGGGAACCAUUGGUGGAAGAAAGCCCAAAGAAUCCAUUUGCAGAAUUUGAGAAUUAGCGUGGGAUAGUUAUUAAAGGCUGUCUGGCAGCCAGGCAUUUCUCAAGGUUGUGCGCGUAUCCUUAAUCUAGCCGUUGCUUAAUCAUUUAUGAAUGGUAAACUGCAACCUUCAAAAUAAUCCCCCAAUAUAGAUUCACAAUUAAAAUCCUUGGGAUCAUUUUCAGAGAAAAGAGGUUGAAUAAAAAUCAACAGGGAAUAAUCUCUGAGGCUUUGAGGAUGUGCUGACUGCUUUAAUAAAAAGCAACUUAGCCAAGAAAGGCUCUCUGCCAGGGAUUUCUCUAUGAUCUUUGUCCUGUGGGCUGAUAACCUUCAACAAGACUGCUUAGCACCGACUGCUUUUAACCACAGUCUUUUGUCUACCAAGUGAAUCCACCAAACCUCCCCACGUUCGGUAAGCCUGUUGAGGUGAACUAGACGGAGCCCUGGGAGUGGCUCACGUGGCUGGGCUGUGUCCACCUGCCUCACGUCUUCUGCAUGAAGUGUCUCACAAUAGCGUGUGCCCCUGGAGCCGGUGGGUUCCUUCUGGGCUGGGCUUGGCACACGCUCGGCUGGGAGCAGUGCUGGCUCUGCUGGCUGAGGCUAAAGCACCUCGAGAUAAGGAGGGGACUCAGUUUUGCUGCUUUUUCUGUAUUGUUCCAUUUCCUGGUCACGUCCUGCAACACAGACCUCCAGACCAGCUGGAAUGCUUCUGUGUCCCUGUAGUGGGGUGUGCUGGAAAUGCCCGAGUGCUUUCCAUGGGAGCUGGGCAGCACGUGGAGUUCCAGGCUGGCUCCUUCCUUGCCUGUGGCACUGCUUGCCUUUAGCCCAGUGGCAUCACCUCACCAACAGUUCACCAUCCUGGGGAGCAGACCAAAUUGCCGGCCAGGCCCUCUGUCCUCCUGGGCAGCCGGUGGCUCUGCACUACCGUCUGCCUGCCUGACCCCAGGGACUAUGAGUCUGGGAGACAGCAGAGCAGCAGGGAAGGUGGCUGGACUCCAGUGCUGGACCUGACCUCCUGGAUGUCCAUCUGCAUAUUCAGAAGUCAUUCCCAGCUGGUUGGCUGCCUCCAGCCUCCCCACUCCCUCUUUAAAGGACCUGAGCGCAGCAGGAGAACGUGCCAGCGCUGCCUCUGCAGCAUCCGGAGCCCCCAGAUGCCUGCCCUUGGGGCACCACGCUCCUGGAGCCAAGGUGAGUGGGGUGCAGAGGUGGGAAUAGCUUGGGUCGGGACCCUCACUGAAGACAGAGGGAUGCGGCACCCGGUGGAUGGCUCUGGAAGGAUAUUUGCAGUGCUGGAGGGACAGCAGGCUGCUCCGUGCACGGCUCUCCCACUGAGGAACACCUGGGGAGACCACGUAGGGUGGCUCCCAUUUUGGAAAGGACACACUUGCCUUCUCUUCUGAGCAUCUUUGUUUCACUCCUCUGUUUUUAUCUUGAGGUAAGAGGAUCCUUGACUGCUUUUUAGUGUUUUAGAAGGUGGCACUGGUGAAGGCUGAUAGUAAGGAACCAAAGUAGGCAUUUGCUUGCCCAGUGGGGAAAGGGCUGCAUCAGCAGGAGCAAUUCCUGCGGGGCACGACCUCCUGUCCUGCGGCACUGGGGAUGCUGUGGGUGGGAGCCACGGCCACCCACGAUGGGCUGCCAUGGCCUGGGAUUGCAGGCUCUGAUCCUGCUCUUGAAAUCUCUGGCGGAAAAAUGGUGGUGCUGGAAGUCUUAGGCAAGUGGAGGACUUCUUGCUGGCUCUGAGUCAAUCUGCUUACAAGAGGUGUAUCAGCCUGGGUUUCUGGGGCUAGGAAGCCUCAGGGACAGGUAAGCUCCCUGACCUUGUGUUGAACACAGAGGAGGUGACAAAUUGUGACCAGGUGCCAAAAGAAGGUAUUUCCAUAACAAACUGCUGCAUCCAAAAGUGAGGCUGCGGGACCAGUUGUUUUGUGCCCGUGCCGUGCGGAAAGGCUUAAGGGUGGAUGAAGUGUGUGCCUGUCUUGCAUUUGCUGCGUGGUUUUGUUGGAAGCUGCUGGCAGGCUAAGAGGCAGCCUCGGGCGACGGUGGAGCUUGUUAUAGAAGCGGGUGGGGGAGAUGCUGAGAUCUGCGGGUACCCCAGCUUUGCGCGGGCUGGAAGUAAACCAGAAGGAGUUUGAAUGUCCCUCACGACAGACUGUUGUGAAAAUGAAAUCCUAAUGGUUGGGAGGGGUGAGGAGACAACACGAGAGAGCAACAAGUGGUGUUGGACAACCCAGAAAAUACUUGGUUUGUCAAGACUAGAGUUCUGCAAGAGGUAGAGCUCUCCCAGAUGCCUCCCUGGAAUAAAAGGCUGUUCAAAGAAAGGCAACCUGCUAAAAAACAGUGAUUAGAAAACCAUUUUCUACAGCUGCUUAUUAGCCUGGGGGUCUUGCUGUGGGGCUGACAGCUGUGGAGACGAGAGACUCACGGUCUUGAAAAUUAUCAGACUUUUCUGAGUAUGGCAAAAGAAUCUUAGACCCUUUAAAGGUGUCUGGAAAACAUCUAAACCACUCUACUUCAGUGAUGUAAAGCUACUGCUAAUUAACAUGGAUGAGGAAGAAGUGUCCCAUAAGGACAGUUAUUCCAUAAUUGCCCGGGAUAAGAGCUUGUCACCUUCUUUACCAAAGCUGUUGGAGCGAGUGACUGAGCAGAGUGGGUGGAUCCCUGCCUGGAGUCAGCAUGACAAUUUUAAGCUGGGAGCUGCUGGCUCAGUAGUUUUUCUCUUUCCCAGUAAUCCCAUCCCCAUUCCUUUUAUUCUGUGUUUGAACAAGCGCUUCGGAGCACUGUGCUGCGUUAGCUUGAACGUCCCAACGUGUCCUGCUCACAGCAGGUCACAUCACGCUUUCACCCUUAUUAUGCCCCUUCCCAGCAGCCUGCCUGCGCCACGCUGCCCCUCCAGCACUGCCUCCCAUCCCCGUGCCCUCAGGGCUGUGGUGGCCACUGCUGGGGCUUGAGAAGCCGUCGGAAGCGCACAGCAGCCACGCGCUAACCUUUGCCAGGGAUGUGGCUGCCUUCCUCCAGGAGCACCCGAACCCACCUUUGCCCACGCGCGCACGGCAAAGGGCUCCGACUCGUGCUCGCCACCCUUGUACCCGCGUCCAUGAGCCCAGAGGGAGUUUCCCAGAAGGCGUCGGGUGCAGUGAUGUGGGAAUUCUGCACUGUGAGGCCCAUUCGGGGCUCAUUUAACGAACUCGAGGCACCACGAAUGCCUGGCUGGUGAGUUUGGCAGCUGUGGCAGCGUCCAGGGUGUUGCCGGUGGUGUGCAACACCCAACAGCCUGCUGGUGAGUUUGGCAGUGCCUGGAGCAGGGAAUGAUCUGGUAACGGGUAUGCCCUGGAAAUCUGGGAGGAAAAUCUCUGGCAAGUGCAGAGCUGCUGUGUGAUGUUUUUCUUGCUGACAUUUCUUGCUCUUUCUCCAGCUCCACUCCUCUAGCAGGCUGAAAGCUCAAACGCCUCGAAAGCUGCUGGUCCAUCACUGGAAUGGUCCCUAAACAGCUAAAGGUCAGCUCUUUGGUGUCCAGGCAGGAAGAAGAGACAGUGGAUGGCAGCGCUGUCUCUGAGCAGGACAGAGACCACGCUACUACACCAGGGCGUAGCCCGGGGCUGAAGAUGGAGCCCUGCUUCCAGACCGACUCUCUCUUGCCUUCCCCCAGCACAUCCCUGAUGUCACAGCUCCUGAGCCACCCAAUGAUUGGCAGGAGCUUAGAUCCUUGCAUCCUUUUCCCUUCCUCCCAGGCAGCAGCCCUGCCCCAGGACUAUGAGCGUGGGGCAUCUCGUGGAGAAGGAGCGCAAGCCCUGGGUGUCCCCAGGAUCUGUGUCUCGGCUUCUGUGUCCGGUGCUGGUGACAGGGACCAGGUCUCCGACCGGCACCUGCAAGCCAAGCGGGCCAGGGUGGAGAGCAUCAUCCAAGGCAUGAGCCUACCACCGCCCCUGGCAUUUGGCACCAGCCUGGAGGCAGCUUUUACGCGUGAGAGAGAGCGGAGUGGUGAGGUGCCCGGGGAGAGCAAGAGGAAGCCAAAGCCGCCCCAGCAGGGCGCGGGAGCAGCCAGGCGAGUGGGCGCCCCACGGAGCAGCUCCCGUGCCAGGGGCUGCCAGCAGCUGAAGGAGCAACUCUGCUUUUUAGAGCAGCAGCUGAGGAGGCUUCAGGAGAAGUUCUCCCAGGUCUGUGACCCUGAGGACACUGCCCAAACCCAGGAAGGUACCAAGGAAGCAAAUCCACUGCCUGGUAAGCCUGGAGACAGACCAGACAGGGACAAUGCCACCGCCACCCAUGACCCACGCAGAGUGCCUCUCCAGAGGAGCGUACCAGGGGUGCACAGGCAGGAGGAGGAUGAGGACAGAGGGGGCACAGGUGGUGCCUUGCCCUCAGCCGCAAGGGUCCUCUCACAGGCUCUGAAGCACGAGCUGGCUGGGGUGACGUCCUGGGUGGUAGACUCCGUCCUGAAGACCGUGUGGCCAAAGGCAGCCAGCGACCUCCUGCAGGAGCACCACAGCCUCCCGGCGCCGGGGCGAGGUGCCAGGAGGGAGUAUUUUGCUGCUGGGAAAUGCAGAAAGCCACAUGCUAAACCAACCCCUGCGAAUGCACUGGGCUCACCCCAGGCUAAGGCCGUAUCUGGAGCUUCAGGGAAGAGCCCAGGCUCUCACGCUGGCUCCUUCAGUUCAAAGGCAGUCAGAAAUCCCUGUCAGGUCCCCAGCAUGGGUUAUCUGCCGGGACCGUCUGCCUCUGCCCAGGACAGCCAGGCGCUGCGCCAGCUGCCGGACUGCAGCCAGCACAGCCCCUGGACCAGCAGCUCUCCCUGGAGCUCCUCUGCUCCGGAGAGGAGUCCUCUGGAGCCCCUUGACUUGCAGUGGGGAACCGUCAGGCUGAGAUCAUCGGUUGUGAGACAGCAGCAGCAGCCCCUGCCGCUGAGCCACGCCAACGCGGAGAGCCUGGCGCUGCUGCCAGCUGUCAGGGAUGGCUGCGGGAAGCUGCAAACUGUGAUGGAUGCGACACCCUUCACCUCCACCCAUAUACAGGAGGCGCUGACCCCCAGCCACCUGAAGAAAGCCAAGCUGAUGUUUUUCUUCACCCGCUACCCCAGCUCCACUCUGCUCAAAACCUAUUUCCUCGAUGUCCAGUUCAGCCGCUGCAUCACCUCCCAGCUCAUCAAGUGGUUCAGCAACUUCCGUGAGUUUUACUACAUCCAGGUGGAGAAGUUUGCCCGGCAGGCUCUGCUGGAGGGUGUCGUGGACGCUGGUGCUCUCCGGGUUUCCCGGGACUCAGAGCUCUUCCGCGCCCUCAACACACACUAUAACAAGGGAAAUGACUUCGAGGUGCCAGGGCAGUUCCUGGAGGUGGCCAGUCUGACGCUGCGGGAGUUCUUCAGUGCCGUCAGGGCGGGCAAGGAUGCCGAUCCCGCCUGGAAAAAACCCAUUUACAAAAUAAUUUCUAAACUGGACAGUGACAUCCCGGAAGGUUUCAAAGCCGCUGGCUGCUCUCAGGAACUGCUCCACAGCUGAGUCUCCACAAAAGCAGCCCCAGGUCCUCCGUGCAGCCACGAUGUGUGAAGCACCUCCUGGACACUCUGUACAGCAUCCAUUAUUCUGACUAUUUUCUCUCUGUCCUGUAAGACAGCCCUUUGGGUGAGGUCUGUUGCUUGGAGAUUUAUGCUGUGUGUUUUUUCCCCUGCUCGAAGCUGGGGGGGGGGGGUCCUGCCAGAGACCCACAGAGGGGAGGGAGGAAGGCUGAAGUGCUGCCCCAGCUGUUCCCAUGACCCUGGGCAAGCUGCCUUCCUUCUCUUUUCCACAGGGCCACAGGUCAGGGAAAACAGCCUUUCUGUUUAUAGAGCAGCAGAGGUCCUAGCAGCGGGCAAAGUUUCCUUGGCACAGCAGGCUGCAGGGCGUGCCUGGUCCAACAGCAACGCCUCGAUUUCUGUCCAGAUACAAUACACCACCGUCCAAAGAAAAUAGCUGGUGAAUUCCAGCAUCUCAAGCAUCCUGUGAGGAUGGUUGACCCUGUCUGGGAGAUGCAAAACCAGCGUUGGUGUCAGCCAGCACGAACACCCCGUCCCAUCCCGUUUGGGAAGAGCUCUGCCGGACAGGGGCACACCGCGGCCAAGCAGGUGAGUGGCUGUGCUGGUGGAAACAACCCAGGAGCAACCGCUCCCCCGCGGCAUCGCCCGUGAUACGGGGAGAGCGGGGUGUGCAACUGGCACUGCUCAGCCCCCCAAACAGCCCCCACCGGGCUGUCACCGGAGGAGAGAGCGCUGUGUUAAACACCCACCCACGUCCCCUUGCACCCUUCUUCUCCUCUUGGCAAAACUGCCCCAAACACCUCUGCUCUGCGACCUUCCUGCGGCCAAUGAGGAGCACGUUAUUUGGGACCUGUCAGUCCCUGUGGGGUUUAACACGAGCUGUUCCUGCUGGCGAGGAGCUGGUCCUGAAGUUCGCAUCCCAUUGCUGUAAGGGUAUAAACCCACAGAGGUUUCUUUUCCUUCUGACCAGGAGUCAGUGACCGCUUUUCCACCCAACAGAGAGCGGCGAACCAUUCGUGCAUUAAGGGCUCUCAUGUCCUGUCGGGGGCAGUGGUUGGGAGGGAAAGGCUAUGAGGAGGAAUGAGGUCCUGGGAGAUGUACAGGAAGAAGCUGUGGGAGGGCAGCAGCGCUUAACUGUGGAUGAGAA